Molecule: messenger RNA, 1782 nt
Organism: Scedosporium apiospermum
Lineage: Eukaryota; Fungi; Ascomycota; Sordariomycetes; Microascales; Microascaceae
Exons: 3
Coding region: 1-1782 (593 amino acids)
Cellular component (GO): spliceosomal complex
Source: RefSeq, a predicted model, not a curated record
AUGGCAAGCGUAGACGACAUAUUCAAGAACACGCAGAGCUCCCUACCGAGCAAGCGGAGGAUCGACGCAGUUCGAGAUCCCAGCGAAGUCUACAAGGCUGCGAAGCGAGAUAGCAACGCCCACGGCAGCCGUCAUGCGACAGUCGAAGACGAAGCCGUAGACCACGAUCGAGGCGAAGCCCCCGGCGAUGACGAAGAUGAUUACGGUCCCGAGCUCCCUCCCGAUGAUGAAGAAGGAGGGCGAUUCUUCGGCGGUGGCAUAACGAAGCAGGAAUCAGAAAUCUUAGACUAUCUCGAAGGGCGAGACGAAGACGUCGCGGCCGAAAAGAUCGACGCCGGGUGGCUACGCAAAACCGUACUGAAUUUCGAAAAGCGCAUAACGAAGAACGCCGAACUCCGCGCCAAGUACGAAGACGAUCCGCAAAAGUUCAUGGCGAGCGAGUCGGAUCUGGACUCGGACAUCAAGACGCUGUCGAUCCUCUCGCAGUAUCCGGAGCUGUACCAAGAAUUCGUGAAGCUCGGAAGCGCGACUAGUCUCGUGGGCUUACUCGCGCAUGAGAAUACGGAUAUUGCGAUAGGGGUGAUGGACGUGCUCGACGAGCUCACGGACGAGAACGUGACGGCCGACGACGAACAGUGGGGUGCGCUCGUCGACGCGAUGCUGGAGGCCGAUCUACUGGACCUUCUAGUGUCGAAUCUCGCGCGGCUGGAUGAGGGGGAUGAGCGCGACCGCGAAGGCGUCUACCAUGCCAUGUCUAUAGUGGAGAAUCUGUGUUCUCGCGAGGCCGUCGCGAAGCAGGUCGGCGGCGAGGAGAAGCUCGUAAAAUGGCUUCUUAGCCGCGCCCAGCGUCGCGAAAAGGACGUCAGCCAGAAUAAGCAGUAUGCUGCCGAGAUCAUCGCAAUUCUCGCCCAGUCGGCGCCAGAGAACAGGGGUCGUUUGGUCAAGCUCGAUGCUGUGGAUACGAUGCUGGAACUCGCGUCAGCGUAUCGGAAACGUGAUCCUGAUAGGUCGAGCGAUGAGGAAGAGUACAUGGCCAAUUUAUUUGAGAUCCUUACGGCGUUAGUCGAUACGCCCGAAGGCAAACUGAAACUACUAGAGGCCGAGGGUGUAGAGCUAUGUCUCAUCAUGCUCAAGGAGGGCGGCCAGAGCAAACCCUGCGCGCUCCGCUUACUCGCCCACGCCACCGCCCUCAGCGGCACCGGAGAAGCCGCGACAUCUGCCGCCGCCGCCGUCUGCAAGCAGCUCGUCGUCGCCGGAGGCCUCAAGACGACCUUCACCAUGUUUAUGAAGACGCACGACGCCUCGACCGUCGAGCACCUCCUCGGCAUCUUCUCCUCGAUGCUCAGGCUGCUCCCCGGAGAUUCGAGCGAGCGGAUACGCGCGCUGGCCAAGUUCGUGGAGAAGGACUACGGGAAGCUGGCGAGGCUGCUGAAGCUGCGCCAGGGGUACGUCGCGAGGAUUAGGACGGCAGAGGAGGAAUUCGCCAAGUUUGCUGAGGAGGAGGAGGAGGAGGAGGAGGAUGAGGAUCUAAGACGGGCGGAGUUGUUCUCGAGGAGGCUUGAUGCUGGGUUGUUCUCUUUACAGUCUAUCGACCUCAUCCUUGCGUGGCUUGUUGCGGAGGAUGAUGGUGCGAGGAAGCGAAUUAUCAAGCUUUUGAAAGAUACGGAUUUAGGGCUGGAUGCCAUCAAAGCAAGCAUUCAGGAACAACUCGACGACCUUGAUGACUCCGAGGAUGUCAAGGAUACCAGAGAGAUGCUCAGCACAUUAGUAGAGUUUUUGUAA